Molecule: messenger RNA, 1435 nt
Organism: Solanum pennellii
Lineage: Eukaryota; Viridiplantae; Streptophyta; Magnoliopsida; Solanales; Solanaceae
Product: auxin-responsive protein IAA27-like
Exons: 5
Coding region: 192-1079 (295 amino acids)
Biological process (GO): regulation of DNA-templated transcription
Cellular component (GO): nucleus
Molecular function (GO): protein binding
Source: RefSeq, a predicted model, not a curated record
UGUUAGUGAGUGAGUAUUUCUCUUAUUCCAGUUCUAUCUCUUUCUGCAACAGUGAGUGAAUGUGUGUGUUUUUGUAGGUGAAAAAUCAGACAUGGCAUAAUUGUAUAAAAUUACAAACAAGCUACAUAAAGCCCAAAGAUCCCUUAUUCUGCUACUUUGAUAAUCUUGCACACUAUUUUCUUGAAUUUUUGAUGUCUAUAUCCAUAGAGGGGAACUCUGAUAAGAGCUGUGUUUCAUCAAUGGACAGUAAAGAUUUGAACUUUAAGGCAACUGAACUUAGACUAGGUUUGCCUGGUUCUGAAUCACCACCAGAUAAGAAUGAUAACCCACUUGGGGUUUUGAAAAUUUUCCCUUCUGGAGCUAAAAGGGGUUUUUCUGAUACCAUAAAUGGUGAUUCUGGGAGAUGGGGUUUUGGAUCUGAAGUUGAUUUUGUUAAAAAUAGUAGCUUUAUUGUUUCUCCAAAGGGUGUAAAAGUUGGAAAUAAGAUUCUUGGUUCUGUUUGCAAUGAGAGUAGCUCUGUGAAAGAGGCUACUCCAAAAUCACCUAGACCAGUGGAAGAGAAAAAGGCCUUGAUUUGUAGUACUAAUAGUCAUGGGGUUGCUCCAGCUGCAAAGGCACAAGUAGUAGGAUGGCCACCAAUUAGAUCUUUUCGGAAGAAUAUGGUUAGUAAUCCUCCAAAGACUGAGGAAGAUGCAAAUGGUAAGCUAGUAGCAGGUUGUCAUUAUGUCAAAGUCAGCAUGGAUGGUGCUCCGUACCUGAGGAAGGUCGAUCUUACUAUGUACAACAGCUAUAAGGAUCUAUCUUCAGCACUAGAGAAAAUGUUCCGUUGCUUCAAGGCUGGCCAAUGUGAAACUCAAGGCAUUUCUCUAAGUGAUGGACUAAAAGAAAGCAAAUUGGCGGAUCUUCUACAUGGAUCUGAAUACGCUCUUACUUAUGAAGACAAGGACGGUGAUUGGAUGCUUGUCGGUGAUGUCCCAUGGGAGAUGUUCACAGGAUCCUGCAAGAAGCUGAGGAUCAUGAAGAGUUCAGAUGCAAAUGGUCUAGCUCCAAGAGCCACGGAGAAGCGCAAAGAUCGUUAGAAUCUGCAGUACUUUCGCUGCAAAAACAUUCAAUCAAUUCUCUAUAAGCAAUGAGAAGUCGAAAUUCACAUGUUUCUUCCUAUUCAUGUCAAGGUAGAUCACCAAAGCUGGAUUUGAAGAUCGACGCCAGGAUUUCGAGUGUUUCUGUCUUAGAAAUCUUUAGUGUAACUAUUUGUGUUACAUAUAUAUUCAUAAUAUGCAAGAGUUUCAAUUUAUAGCCAUAGUAGGUAUGUUGUGCUAUUUUUUUUUUCUUUCUGUAUUGUUACUGUUUUGAGUCUCCAAGGCUUAUGAAAGCAUAUGUAAAUGGUCACUAAAACACAAUUCGUGGUUUGGUUUGAUUUGAUUUGAUUUUUACG